CAAAUGUUUUUAGAAAAAAUGCUCAAACAUACAGUGAUAGUAUCUUUAGUUUUAAACAGUGCUGGUUCCUUACUUCAGGACACUAAAAACGAAAACAUAUCAGAAUUAACAAUCGGUUCCUCCUGCAGCGAAGAGAGACCUUGUACUAUAAUUCCUGGAGGAGAAUGCAACUUAAAUAUAUCAGAAUGUGAAUGCUCAACUCAGUUCCCCAUUAACCUAAGAACUAGAUGUAGCCAAGGUUUAAAUCUCGGCGAUCUUUGUACAUUUCAUGAAGAGUGCUCCUUUAAAGACUCCAAUUCUUACUGUAUACAGGACAGGAAUGAAGAAGGACGGUGUAGAUGUAAGGACGGAUUCUCUGGUUCUCAAGGUUCAAAUAGAGAUACAAAAUCUCAAAGAGUACUUUGUAUAAAAAAUUCCUUGGCUACCAUUAACACAGAUACAGUCCCAGCAGUGACAGGGCUAGCUAUAGGUUUAGUAAUCCUUGCAUUCCUUCUUGUUUUUGUAGCAAAGCUGUUCUCUAAAGCAAGAUGGCGACCUUCUAGGGGCUACGGAGACGCAAGUAUUCCUCCUACAAUUGUUAUUGACGGCAAAGAUCUAUCUGAGAAUGGUGAAUGUACUGUGUAUAAAGCUGGAGACCCUCUCUCUCCUGAUCAACUGCGGAAAAUGUCUAUUCUCUCUAGUGUUACUCUUCCUUUAAAUAAGGAUAUCAAUGUUAGAUCAGUUAGUCCUAGCAACAGUCAAGAACAUGAGAGACUAUUCGGGGAAGGCGCUACAGAUCGAAGUUUGUAUGAGCAGCAUAUUACAAUAAUCUCUAAUCGACCCAGUAACCGGAGAGAGAGUUUAGCAGAUCAUGCGUUCCCAGAACUACAUUCUAAGCCCAAAGCGAAGAAGAAGUGUUUGCUGAUCCUGACUCGAACUCGAACAGAUACCCUGGGCCGACGUCAUAGUGUUGCUGUUCCUCUUCUUCCACCGCCUCAAGGAUAUGAUAUAGAGGCAGACUUCCUUACUAAUAAUAUUCAGAAAUCAUCAGUUGGAAGACAGAACGGGAGAAGAAAUAGUUCUCAAGCCUCUCAGAUGUCCCAGAGUCCAGAUAAGCUUCAAGUUCCAAGACGACAUUCCCGCCCUAGACGAUCAAGUAAACAAGAUUUUCUACAUUUUCUGGAUCUAGCAGUGGCAAACUAAAUCUGGAAAGUCAUACUAGUGAUGACCAGCUAAGCCUGGAAAGUCAGACUAGUAGUGGAAACUAAACCUAAAAAGUCAGGCUAGCCUUAACAAACGUAACCUCGAAAAUCAGACUAGCCGGGGCAAGCUAAUUGUAGAAAAUCAGUCCAGUCUCAGAAAACAGGAUUUUGAUUGCUCAAGGUUUAGAUAACAAAUCCGACCCUAAACUGGUUGUUUAUAUAAUCCGACCCUAACCUAAACUGGUCGUUUAUAUAAUCGACUGAAGAGAUAAAGCUGUACUGUGCAUACUUUAUAGUAUGUUGAUUUAUUUAGCAUCUGUACGUUUUAUCAGGAGAAAAUGUUGAUAUUGUAAUAUUAUCAUCUUAAUGAUACAAUGAGCUAAAAGUAUUAGACAUCACAAAAACAAAGAACAAAAAUGUAUUUUUGGUAUUAAAGUAUAUUAAAAGAAAUCUGUUUUGAAAUUUUAUAAGUUUGAGACAAACAAUACCAUAGUUUACUUAAUUUGACAGCUUAAUUAUUCUAAGAAAUGUAACUACCUUUGGUAUUAAAGUAUAUUAAAAGAAAAGACAAACAAUACCAUAGUUUACUUAAUUUGACAGCUUAAUUAUUCUAAGAAAUGUAACUACCUAUAAAAUUAAUAUCAAGAAUUUAUACUUAAAUGUUAUCAAUUUUUGUAAAAGAUGCUAAAAGUAUUCUAAUGGUGUUUUGAUUUAUUAACUUCAAACAAUCAAAUGAAAUUCAAUUUAUUUUUAAAGCAUUUUUUAAGCAUACUGCACUAAAAACGAAGAUUCAUUUUUUUACAGAAAAGUUUCAAGGAAAAAAAAUAUAUACACAAAAAUACACUUUUUUACUUUUCAGUUCCUUGAUUUUAUUCAAGUUCUAAUUGUUUAUAGAAUUUUAUAAUUUUAUCUAUUAUUUUCUAGAAAACUGUGUAUUGUAACAUAGCUGUUCAGUUUUCGUCUCAUCUAUGAUGUCAGGAAUUGACAGAUUUCUGGCAGAUAUACGUAUCAGAAAUAACGGAAGGGGUGUAAUAGAAAAAUUGGUAAAAAUUAAUAAUUUUUUUUGUAUAAAGCUUAAAAAAAGAUGAAUCGGUUCGAACAACUAUAAUAAAAGUGUGUACCAUUCAUUCAAAUAAUUUAUAAAAAUUGCGUUUUACCGCCGUACGACGAACGUUCCAAAAUCAUGAAAAUUUUGCUUUAAAAUUCUGAAAGUGUCCCAGUAAAGAACACGAUUGGAAAUUAAAAAGGGACUGCAAAAGACUGUAAGCCUAAUUUAAAGUGACUUUACUAUACAAAGAUUGCAUUGUCUGAGCACGGGCAGCCGUAGUACAUUUGAAUUUCCGAGCCGGGUCAACCUUUCCUUUCCCAGUUUGUACUGUAUCGCCCGGA
This is a messenger RNA of Eurytemora carolleeae, 2570 nucleotides long. RefSeq lists its product as uncharacterized. The transcript is spliced from 15 exons. The record is from RefSeq and is a predicted model, not a curated record. NCBI's taxonomy places the organism in Eukaryota, Metazoa, Arthropoda, Copepoda, Calanoida, Temoridae. The coding region runs from base 4 to 1182 and encodes 392 amino acids.